GCGACUCUCUUCAGUCGUAAACAAGCAACAACAUGGAAAACAUUCUAGAUAUGUAAUCAAUUCUUUAUUCGUUACACUUCAGCAACAAUAUACAGUGGAGUAUUUUUCUAAAUUGAUGGUUGCUCAUGUUCAAAUUGUUCUCUAACAGGUAAAAAAAAGUAGGUAUUUGCCAUCCGCCAAAUGUGGAUCAAUAUAUAUUAAUAGACGUUCAAGCAUUUCUACAGGUCUGUUAAUCCAGUCUAAUUACACAUACGAUUUAGUUAGCAUGCAGGAUAACAGUGUGGUGAUGAAGAUCAUUUUGUAACUGCUCUAUAAACACCGAGGAGCCUUGGGGAGUAACAAAGAUAUGGUUCUGUCUUUGGUGAACCUGUGCGCCCGGGAGGUGAUGAAUGACCACAGCUCUUCGCCGUGUUGGUUAAGUUGUGUACCGAGAGAGCUCUACCGACCGCUGCUGGACGCUGCCUUCGCUCAAUGCCGACCUUUAGCCGUCGGUGAGCUCGUCGAGCGGUGGCCCGAGCGGACACUGACCGUUGCAGGCAGCAGAAAGCCGGACCAGUGCCUUCCGAACCGGCUUUGCGUUCAGGCGCUGCUGCUGGCUGUGGUCAGGGGGCUGACGGACAAGAGGUGUUGCCUGCAGGUGCUGGGUCUUAGUGGACUUCAGUGUGAGAAUGGGAGGGUUGAAGAUUCAAUGGGUGGAUGGUCCCUCACUGUUGCCCUUUGCUCAAUGGUGCUACAAGCUCGAGCUGCAGCCUCCAGGGCUCACAGGAGAGAUGGAGAAAGAGAGAGAAAAAGAGGGCUGGAAGCCGGACGUGAGAGGGGUGGCACUAUCAAACGGGACCGGGGCACCAUAGGGCAUGGUAAGGACAGUGAGGGAGGACACAAAGAAGAAGAGGUAGGAAAGAUCGAGUGCAGAAGUAAUGAAGGAGAGGGCACUGUUAGUCAUGAACGAGUGCUGUUACCAGAAGAUGACUCAGUGAAGGGUGUCAGGAGAAGGAUGGAGAUCCAGAGGAGAAAGGCUUCAUCUGAGUUAAAAUCAAACACCAGCAGUAAUAAAAGUAAUGGUUUCUCUGAGCAAGACUGGGACCAGGUAGUGGUUGUCCAUGUCAGAGCUGAUGUUUUUGUCAAUUCCCGUUCCUGGGAGCGUGUCCGUGAUGCCCUUAGUCACCCAGGUCCUCUGCGGCUCGAAUGCUGCUUCCUCUGUGUGGAGGAACUCUCUGCACCUUCCAUAGCUUCCUUAUUGGGCCUUUUGCCUCAGCAUGAUCUACUUGGUGUGGACAUCCGCUACUCCAGCCUUGGAGUGUCUGGCCUGGCAAUGCUACUUCCAUUGUUAGCUCCCUUCCCUCAGCUCCACUCUCUGAGAUUGCAUUACUGUAACUUGGACUUGCAACGCACACAGCCUGGCCAGCAGGAGGCACUUCAAGACAUGUCUAAAGGGCUGGGUUCACUGAGGAAACUUAAGAGAUUAUGUCUGACUGCACUUCGACUGCCAGGACAUCUGCAUUUGCUCCUCAGCUCUCUUUCCCAGCCUCUGGAGGUGCUAGAGCUGCCAUACCUGUGCCUGACCUCCACCGACCUGGCCUACCUCUCAUGCAGCCAGCAUGCUCCAUUCCUGAGAGAACUUGACCUGAGUGAGAACUCGCUUGAUGAAUCCUCCCUGCCCUCUCUGUGCCGUCUCUUAAGUCAAGCUGAAAGCACUCUCACCCAGCUUUCACUAUGUGGUUGUGGCCUCUCAGACUCUCUGGUCGAAACACUUCUCCCUUCCCUGUCCUGCUGCCGGGUUUUGCGUAGCUUAAGAGUGGCCUUAAACCCGCUCUCCAGGAUGGGGCUGCUUUCCUUGGCCCGUACAGCUGCUGGCUUACGUUCCCUUCGUCUACUGCUCUAUCCCAAUCCUCUAGAAGAAUAUGAGCCUGGUCUGCCAGCUCUCCCCUCCAGUGCUCAGCUGCUGGGCUGGCCUCUGCUUGAGGAGGUAGAGGGCAGGAACUUGACGCGGAGGUUGUUGGAUGAAGUUCUGAGCUCAAGAGGGCGUUUACGUGAUCUUCUUGUGACAUCAGACCUCCUGAACUAUAGCCCAGACUUGGCAUUGGAUGAGUAGUGUUUGUGCACAAGUGUGCAUCUCUGCUAUAAAAUACUGGAAAUCUUCCUGAGCCCUCAGAACAAGUGGUAGACAAUCAAAAUCAUGUUCAAACUAGCAGUGUCAGCUUAUUAACAAAUUGUGCAAUGUUUUUCCUCAUUGCCAAGAAUUUUUCAUUAAUAACAAAUCCUAGCUCUUAUUUAUAAUAAUUUUAAACACCUGGUGAGUCAAAACCUUAGCAUUACAUUAUAUGCUGCUUUGAUUGAAUUUUAUUUUGUUGUUCUAUUGCUUUUUAUCAUACUGAAGAGAACUGUGUUUUAAACCAAACACCUUAUUAUGUCCAAAGUUUGUCUUUUUCACUUAAUAAGUCCUUCAUAAUUAUUGAUCAGUGAGGGUAGAUUCAAAGCAAUCCAAUUUCCCAAACUCUCCUGUUUUAUUUGGUGGUCUUGAUGCCGUCAGCCUCUUUUGAAACAAAGUUUGUCGUCUUGCUGUGAAAAACAGCCACAUGCCAAGAAUCAACAACACCAUUCAUUCGUUGCUCCUUUUGUUGUGUGUUUGUGUCGCGUUUAAGAUGAUGUCAUGGCAGUAGAGGCAGCGCAAAUAUGACAAUCAGCCAAUAAUCCUACCCAUGUUGAGGCUGCACUAAACUGCAGUGGAAAAGUAAAGUGAGCAGAGUCGAGUCGAACCGUAACAUGCAGUGGAAAAGUACCAUAAGUGUACAUUCACUUCCCAAAUUGAUAUGGAUUUCUCCUCAAAAACCAGCAUCUAUGAAUCCCCCCAUCCAAAUAAACAGAAACCUAAACUGUUCAUACGUCAUUGUUAAAUGUAAUGAUUCAUUGUUUAGCUGGGACUAAACAAGUAAUCAUUACCUCCACUGUUGGGGAGUAGCUAACUACAUGUAGUGAUGCUACCAACCUAAAUACAUUUUUCAGUAGCUCAGCUGCUUUUAAAACAGAAGAAAUUACUUUUUCCAGUAAGUAGUGGUGUAGCAUAACCAAACGCUACAUCAUGUUGCUCAGAUUAUAACUAAUAGCCUUCCUUAUUGAGUAGAAGCCAAACAUUUUCUGCUGAUCAGAAUCAGGCAGCGUCAUUGUCUUCUUUUGUAAUGGCAAGUCACAAACAAAAAUAGUGAAUUACCGGCAUCUACUGAGAGCUUAUUACAGCUCACUUGGAUAAGCAGAGAUUGUCUGAUGGUUAAUCAUCGAACACCAUUUUAUUCUUCUGUGUAACAAAGAAUGUUUCAGACACUUUAUUCUUAAUAGAUCACACAACAGCAUAUUUACCUUUACUAUUUUAAAUAAAAUAAUUCAAAAAUUCAUUAUUGCCUUUUGAGGGAUUUUGUUUCUGUUCAAAAUAUGUUGAUUUCGUUUAUCAUUUGUGUGUUACU
Molecule: messenger RNA, 3458 nt
Organism: Xyrauchen texanus (razorback sucker)
Lineage: Eukaryota; Metazoa; Chordata; Actinopteri; Cypriniformes; Catostomidae
Product: leucine-rich repeat-containing protein 14-like
Exons: 4
Coding region: 347-2092 (581 amino acids)
Cellular component (GO): cytoplasm
Source: RefSeq, a predicted model, not a curated record